Molecule: messenger RNA, 743 nt
Organism: Erythranthe guttata (spotted monkey flower)
Lineage: Eukaryota; Viridiplantae; Streptophyta; Magnoliopsida; Lamiales; Phrymaceae
Source: RefSeq, a predicted model, not a curated record
AUGAGGGCAUGGCGGCUGGUGGUGGUAUGGAGGGUGAAGAAAGGAGUAAGGACUUUUCUCAAGGAUAAGCAACUCGGAGAAGGCUCAAUAUUUGGUUUAACUCAAAUCAAGGCGAUUUUGAUGGAUAUUGUUGUCGGGGGGACUGAUACUACGGCAACGAUGGUCGAGUGGGUGAUGACCGAGCUUUUGCACAACCCGAGUAUAAUGCAAAAAGUGCAGCAAGAAGUAACAAAUGUUGUAGGAGCGAACAAUGUCGUUGAAGAAUCCCACGCAUCGAAACUACACUAUCUCGAAGCGGUUGUAAAGGAAACAUUCCGCCUACAUCCUCCAUUGCCACUCCUCGUUCCAAGGUAUCUGAGUGAAUCUUGCACGAUCGGAGAGCACACAAUCCCAAAGGGGUCAAGGGUCUUCUUGAACAUGUGGUCAAUCCACAUGGACCCGCAUGUUUGGGAGAAUCCUUUACAAUUUCGACCCGAGAGAUUUUUGAAUGAUAACUCCGAAAAAUUUGAUUUCAUUGGAAACAAAGUUGAGUAUCUUCCGUUCGGAUCGGGGAGAAGGGUGUGCUCUGGUAUUCCACUGGCUGAGAAGAUGGUAAUGUAUUUGUUGGCAACACUCGUUUAUACGUACGAGUGGGGGUUGCCGGAGGGACAAAAGAUUGACUUGUCGGAGAAAUUUGGGAUUGUCAUGAGGAAAGAAACACCAGUCAUUGUUGUUCCUUAUCAUAAAUAACCAAAUAUGAACUU